Molecule: messenger RNA, 3952 nt
Organism: Nelumbo nucifera (sacred lotus)
Lineage: Eukaryota; Viridiplantae; Streptophyta; Magnoliopsida; Proteales; Nelumbonaceae
Molecular function (GO): protein binding
Source: RefSeq, a predicted model, not a curated record
GAAACAUAGAACGAGAGAGAGAGAGAGAGAGAGAGCGAGCGAGCGAGAAGAGACAGCUACGAUAGCGAUACAAUACAAACCCUCCCAACGCCCUCCUGUUAUUUCUUUUUCUUCGUAAUCUUGCAACCCAAAACCCUAAUUUCCUCUUCUUUCGAUUCCAGCCUCGCAAUCUUUAUCCUCUUCAAGGUUCGGUUCCAGAUCGCCGUUGAAGAAGGACCGCGCAAUCGGAUUCUCUUCCCCAGGCUCCUAAAUAAUCACAGAAGGAAGAGCAUGCCAUGCAGGUUUCCCAUUUUUCUUAAGGCCUUUGAUGGACCGGCAAGCUAUUGCAUCCUGAAGCAUCAUUGGGAAGUACCGACAGACAUGAGUUGCUGAAGGAAGAAGAUCCAAAUCUUGUAGCUAAUCCAGCAAUGUAGAAAUAAGUAUGCUGAUUUGAGAGGACCAGAGCACAGAACACAGCUUGUGGAAGGGAUAUCCACCCCUUUAAAGAUUAAUUUGUCCCUAGUAAGACAUUUCCUCUACUGCAGUCCACAUCGGAAAUGAAAUCUUUGGUGGCAUUGACUAAUGAUAAACAACAUGAGCUGGGAAACGAGGGGGACUGGCUGCAGAGAGGUGCCCAUAGAUGGAAUUUAUUGAGAAAACAUCUGAAUCAUUGCGCACUUCAUUGGACUUAAGAUGGUGUCUAAGAUGAACAUUCAGUCACAAAUAAUUAUAUUUCUUUGGUUGUCCACAGAGUGAGAAUUAUAGAUAAUUCUAAAGUUUUCUCAAGUUCUUAAUAAGUGCUUGUUUGGCCUUUGUCCUAAGAAUGUGUUUAUUUUUUUACACACACUGGGAUUUUAUUGAUUCCAAAAGUUUUAUUUUAAGUAUAUAUAUUUUCUCUCUAUCUGAAAAUGCAAGAAAAUUGAGUGCAAGGUGCAAAGUCAGGGGGUGGCUUUACUGCAGUGUGCAGAUGGUACUUUGUUUCUCUGUGACGACUCUAAAGAACGGGUGGAAGUGGAAGUUCUUAAAGAGUUCUGGUAGGGUUUGAGAUGGUAUCAGGAUUGAGAAUUAAUUUGCAGGGAAGUGAAAUCAUGGCAGUAGGGCAGGUGGAUAACUUGCAGGAGUUGGCUGACACUCUUGGGUGCAAGAGUGGAUCCUCACCAUCCAAAUAUCUUGAGCUUCCCUUUGGAGGGAGGUGUAUGUCCAGUUGUCUGUGUGAUCCCAUUUUAGAGAGGCUUGAUGAAACGUUAGCCUUAUGGAGGGCUAAAUACCUGUCAAGGGGGGAGGAGGCGCACUUUUAAUCAGUGUGAGGUGGUUGGGUUUAUUGAGACGAGGAUGAGGGAUUUUUUUUGAGGUGGCUGGAGGAAUGAAGAUCCAUAAAGUAGGUUGGAAGAAGGUUUGCUCUUCUAAAAAGAAAGGGGGAUUAGGUGUGAAGAAAAUCCUUGCUAGGUAAGUGGCUGUGGAAAUUUGGUAACCAUGAAGGUGGGCGAAGGUGGGCUGUGGAAGGAUGUACAGAAGUGAUAUGGACUGGGGUUCAAGGGAGGUGACAUCCAACAAUGGUUGUGCUGUUUGGAAGAGGAAUGGAAAUGCAAGAUCUGAAUUUGAGGAGAGAAUCAAGUAUAGUAUAGGAGAGGGCAAGAAGGUCAGGUUUUGGACUGAUGUUUGGUGCGAGGGCAGACCUUGAAGUAGUGUUUUCCCCAGUUGUUUGAUAUAGCUUCAUGUGAUGCUUAACAAGGUGCAGAUCAACUCAGGCCAAGAGGAUAGUAGCGUUUAGAAGCGGAAUAAGUGAGGAGUGUUUUCUGCUAAAUCUCUAUACAAUCAGAUUGCAGGGGAUUUUUCAACUAUUGGAAUCCAGAGAAAUGUCUCCGUCCUCCAGAUCCAAGUCUAAGUCCUCUUCAAAAUCUGCUAAGGAGCAGCCGAAGGCUUCAUCCAAGCCUUCUACGGCUUCGAGCACAGGGAAUGGAAUUCCAGCAAGUGCAUAUAAUCCAUUAUCAGGGACUUUCCAUACCCUUGAAUCAGCACCUGUUGUUUCCUCUCCACCUCCCCACAGCAAUGGUCGGUUUAGAAACAUAGAUGAGACAGAUGAGCAUUCUGGAAGCUCACUUGGGACUGGGGCCGAGUAUGAUUCUAUUUCAAACAAUGAUAGUUGCUCUGGUGAGUCAGAAGACCAGCAGAAGGAGAAAACAACUAGUGCACCUGUCCGACAGGAAGCAAUACCUGGCUCUGACAAUGACAAACGAGACAAGAUUCGGCAGAAGAAUGAGAGGAAGCACCAGCGUCAGAGGGAGAAGAGGGCCCAGGAGUUGCAUGAGCGGUGCAGUGGCUAUCUCAUGUCCAGGAAACUGGAAGCACUUGCACAACAGCUUGUUGCUAUGGGAUUCUCUUCUGAGCGGGCAACAAUGGCCCUUAUAUUGAAUGAAGGCCGGGUAGAGGAAUCAGUUGCAUGGCUAUUUGAGGGAGGUGAAGAAGCAGCUCAGCAGAAGGAUUCUAACCUUGAUGGUGGGAGUAACCUGAAAAUUGAUAUUUCUGAAGAGCUUGCUCGGAUAGCAGAGAUGGAGGUAAGGUUUAAGUGCACAAAGCAGGAAGUAGAAAGAGUGGUUGUAGCUUGUGAAGGUGAUUUGGAAAAAGCAGCAGAAACCCUGAAGGCACAAAAACAGGAAGCACCUUCUGCUUCACCAAAACCAGAAGAAACUGGUGAUCCCCCGGUGGCCAAUGGUGUUAAGCUUGCAGUUUCUGUCACUCAGAAUCUGGUGAGACAGCAAGCAAAGCCCAUUCCUUCUGUUACAAUACAACAGAGAAGGGAUGAAAGGGAUUUCAAUUACACAAAGGCGGUGCCUACAGUGGUGACAUCUUCAGAACCUGCAAACAAGAACUUGCAGUCAUUGAGGAAGAUUCAGCCAAAGUCAGAGUGGGCGAGGCCACAAGUGGCUACAUCAUCAGAGAAGAGGUGGCCAAGUGCAGGGUCGAGCCCCUCUGUUUCAUAUUCUUUGGCAUCUCCUUUGCAGGUUUCAUCUCCACCAGCAAAGGCUGAAGCUCGGUAUGUGGUUGUUGGUAGUGAGGUUAAGAACCUACAAACAGGAGCAGUGAGAGAACCAGUCAUCAUGAUGCAGCGCCCACAAUCAAUUAAUGCAAAGCCGAACCCAGUCACAAGCAUCAAUCCCUCCCCUCCUGUGAGUGCUGGAUGGUAUUCAAACAGUGUCGCAGGUGUGGAAAUAAUGAAAUCUAGUGGGGGUUUACAGCAUAUUCCAACUACAAGUCUGAGUUCAAGCAAUUUGAGCUCACAACAGUUCUACCAAUCUCAGUAUCAGCCCUUUGCUUCCAGCCCAGUAGAGCCCCGUACAACCAGCUGGGGUGGUUCAUGGAGCACUCUAGGGUCGGCCUCUUCAUCACUUGCUGUGCCAUCUUCUUUGGGGCUUUUCUCUGGCUGGGGUUCAACAGGGGCAUCAGGCUCAAAUUCACCGGUGGACUGGAACACAGGGGGCUCUAUGCCACAAUGUGACUACACCAACAUAGACUGGACAUUGGAGUCAACGUCAUCCUCGAAGCCGAAUGGAUUGUGGUUGGGGCUUGCGUCAUUUAUGAACAACAGCCGAAUGUAUGAUUCGUGGUCGUCAGCAACUUCUGCAGGUGCAAAGCCUGUGAUGAGGUCAGCCACUACUAAUGGUGUCUGCAUUGCGGGCUUGCAGGACGGUGGGGUGGCAGCAACAGAUACAUCAGGGACGUCUUCCGCUGGUUCUCAUGAGUGGACAUCACCUUUUGCGGGGAAGGACCUCUUUAGCCUACCCAGGCAGUUUGUUACUUCCCCUUCUCUUUAGGACGAGGGAAGACUUGGAAAGAUAGAGAAAAGAUAAAAAGACAAACAGAUAAAAAGUGGUUGGAUUUUCUAUUGAUCUUGGUUCUUUCUUAUGAUGCUGAUGGUUGUUGAUGCUUAUCAAAGUGAAAGAAUCUAGUCUUGGGUGAUUGUUUGGUUUCUUUU